GAAACAGAUGGUUCUUAUUUCGAAAAUUUCACAUCAUUGGGAUGGAAACGGGAAAAUCGUCGUAUGUCGGCAACGCGUGCUGCUGAAGCACGUGCCGAGGCACAUCAUGAAAAUGAACGGGAACCGCCCAAUAUUGCUGAAGAUUCUAUAGAUAAACAAGAGGAGAAUGAAAAAUUAUAUAUGGAAGUAUUACAAACAAUUGCCAAUACCGUAGGUGCACCAGCACCAGGAGGACAGUUCGCCCAUUAUAAAGAGGAAAUGUAUUUGCAUGCUCAACGUGCAUUUGGCAUUAGUCCAGAUCGUCAUUAUCGCCUGUUGCAUGCAACAGCUGAAGAUAAACCCAAAGUUAUUGUCCUGUCAGUGGUUGUGCUCGAGGCAGAGGGUUUAGAAGCCAAAGAUGCAAAUGGCUUUUCUGAUCCCUACUGCAUGCUGGGCAUACAGCCAGAUGGUGGACCACCCGUCUCACCAUUGCCACUGCCACCGACACCACGCGCUUUGUCCGCCGAUAUGAGUGCGUUCGACAACAAUGCUACCGAUUCACCGCCACAUCGUAAGCACAGUUUUCGUUUGAGUUUUAAGAGACGCGAAGGCAGCAGUCGCCGUGAACAGCGUGAUUCACUGGGUGGUCCAGUGCCAGCAAAAUUCAUUUGUGCAACAUCAAUUAAACCGCACACGUUGAAUCCCAAAUGGAAUGAGAAAUUUAAAUUUGACAUUGAUGACAUCAACACUGACACAUUUCACUUGGACAUCUGGGACCACGAUGAUGAAAGUUGUGUACUCGAUGCUGUAUCACGUUUGAAUGAGGUACGCGGUGUACGCGGUUUGGGAAGAUUUUUUAAACAGGUCUGCCAAUCGGCACGACAAGGUUCACAAGAUGAUUUUUUGGGUUGCGUUAAUAUACCAAUUGCCGAUAUACCCAGCACUGGUAUGGAGGGGUGGUUUAAAUUGGAAGCACGUAGUCAACGUAGUACGGUACAGGGUCGCAUUCGUUUGAAAUUGUGGUUGUCGACGAGAGAAGGUCAGGUGGGAGAUGGAUCCUCAGCAUCGGAUAUUGACAAUAGUUUGGAAGUGAGAAAUAUAGAACAGUUGCAAAUGGUUUUCAUGAAACAUGAGUUGGCCACGCAAGAGCCAACGUGGGCAUGGAAUGGUGAAUUGCCGGGACCAGCAUUGACGGUGUUGCAUCAGAUGGCAGUGCAGGCGGAUUUGGGAGAGUUGCAUUGUGCGGUGGCAAGAUUCGUUGCCGCCGCCAAACUGAAUCGCACCACACCACUAGAUCCCAAAUUCAUGCAUCGUCUACUUACCGACGUCGAAAAACAAUGGAAUGCCUCUAGUCAAGAGCACUUAACACGUGAACUCGAACAAUGGUUGGCUGAAGCCAUGAACGGUUUUGUUGAACGUUCUCUGCAUCAAAUACGACGACAUCGUGACAUUUUUCCAGCUCUUAAUCCGCCAUCACUCAUACGUCUGGAGUUUCUCUUACGUUGUUUGGGUCUGUUGGGUUCAAUGCGUGCAUUUCGUGUGGUCUGUCCCUUUAAUAAGGGAGUGCGCGGUGAGGUGGUGAAUGCCUUACGUAAAGGUUCAGUGACAUGGGGACAGAAUAUUUUGAAAGAAGCACAAAAUCUACCAAAUCCCUUGGCUCAUUUUGUGACAACAUUAACGGCUGAUAUACAAAUUGGACAAUCUUACUAUCAUUCGUUGUUUGACAACACCAAUGGUAUACAAUACUUUAGUAUAGUCUAUAAAAAAUUCGAUGCUAUGAUAGGAGAUGAAGUUUAUCAUCGCAUGGAAUCGGGACAAGUGCCCGGAGUACGUCUCAAUCUCUCACAUUAUACAGUUCUCGAAGGGGAUACCGAUUCACUGGAUAUUAAACCGUUUGAAUUAUUUUUGGCACUACAAGAAUUCUGUCAAUUGAAACGAUUCCUAUCGGCACAACCACAACCACCCGAAAAACCCUUAGCUUUGGGACGUUGUCACGAAUGGUUUAUACCGGUUUUCGAAAGAUGGAUGAUGAUUAGUAAAGCCAAAGCGCUGCAACGCAUCAGAGCAGCCAUACGCUUGGAUGCAAUUUGUGAGGGUGAACGUGUAGUGCGUUAUAGUUCUUCAUCGGUGGAUACAGCCUCGACAUUAGUUAAUAUUAAGGAAUUUUGGAAGAUAAUUAACUGGCCGGAUGAGGAGACGGGCGUUAUAUUGGAAUCACAAUUAAUUGAUGUUGUUUGUGCUACCGCCAUGCAUUAUUGUGAUUUGAUACAUACCGCUUUAGCGGACAGUGGCUAUUAUGAAAUACAAGGUCCAUUCCGUUGUUCCGACGACAUGUGUGUUACGGUCAAUAAUUUAGAGUAUGUUAGAUUCACCUUGGCGGACUUUCGUUCCGAUGACAAUCUUUUGGAGGAGACAGCCGACAAUUUAUUGGAAUCAAGUUUGGCUCAUAUAGAAAAUCGUUGUGAACGUAUACUUUCCAAAUUGGCGCCACUUAUGCAAACAUCCCUGCAAAAGUCGGUAUUUCAUUUAGCCUGGUCACCGGACUCCCUACCAGCCAAUCAAGCCACAGUACCUUUAUUGGAAUAUCUCAAUUCACAUUUGGGCGCCUUAAAUAGUGCUCUAUUGCCGAAAAACUUUAAUCGAGCCUUGCGUUUUGUUUGGAAGACGGUUUUGGGAGAAAUGACCAGUCAAAUGGAAACCGGAGAUGAUGCUGAAAAACCUUCUAACUUUCACAAACGUCUGUAUGAAGCUUUGCAGUUAUUGGUGGAUUUCUUUCAUGCCGAGGGUCAGGGUUUAUCUUUAGAAUGUUUACAUUCAGAUGAUUUUUGGAUGGUGGAACAACGUUUACAAUUUCAUAAAACCGAAACCACACGUCUAAUAGACAUGUUCUAUAUGAAUCGCUUAAGGGAACAAUUAAUGGCCACUACUCCGGGUCCUUAUGGCUCGUUGACCGUGAGGGCAUAUUUCAAUCAUGACUCUUUAUGUGUAGAAGUAUUGCAUGGUCGUGAUAUUGUGCCCUUGGAUCCUAAUGGUUUCAGUGAUCCCUUUGUUAUAGUCGAAUUGCUGCCGCGUCGGGUUUUCAGUCAUUGUAUGGAGCAACAAACUAAUGUGCAUAAGAAAACUUUAAAUCCCAUUUUCGAUGAAUGUUUUGAGUUCUCUGUUACCUUGGAACAGUGUCUUUGUGAAGGUGCUAUGGUCUGUUUUACCGUUAUGGAUCAUGAUGUUAUAACAGCCAAUGAUUUUGGUGGCGAAGCCUUUUUGGCUUUGGGCAGUAUUCCCGGUGUGGCCGAUUACAAUUCCAGUGUUGAAAAUUUCCAUGGUCUGAAACAAAUUGAAUUACCAUUGAUGCAACAACUGGAGAAAUGCAAUCCCAUUUUACAAAUUCUGGAAUUGCGCGUUAAUGACAAACUAGCUCAAGAUUUUGUACGUAAGCAAAAAGCACGAAUAAUCGAAUAAAAAGCUUACAAAAUAUGCCCGAAAUUUGAAAGUUUAUGAAACGAAGCUACAAUCAAAUUGUAUGUAUGAAAUUUUUAAAAUUUUAACAACAAUUAAAACAAAACAAAUUUAUUAAAAAAAACUAUUGACAAUUGUAUAAAAUUAAUAAAAAAAAAAAACUUAAAAGUGAAUUGAAAAAAAUGGUGCAUAAAGACUAUAGAAGAAACACAAAACAAAAAUAUAUAGAAAACUUUAGAAAAAACGGAUCUUAGAGAAAGCGUAUUAGAAUUUGUAACAUUUGGUAAAAACAAAACAAUUACAAAGUUUCAAACAAAAAUUAUAAAUAACUUAAAUUUAUAAAAAAACCAUAAUAUUUAAAGCAGCCAAAAAAAAAGCAAAGAAAUUUAAUAACAUAUAAUAAAAACUUAUUUAAACAAAAUCUUUGCUAAACCAACAACCAACAAAACAAACAAGAUUUUCAAGAAAGAGUUAAAAAAACCUUAAAAAUUAUGAAAAUGUAUAAUGAAAAACUGAAAAUAACCAAAACAAAUAAAAAAAGAAACUUAACCAAUUAAAAUGCAACUUUUAGGGAAUCUUUUUUGGAUAAACUUUUUUUCAAAUGCUUCUUUUUUUAACAGAAUAAGCCAAACCAACUACACUACAUAACAUAAAUAAACCACCAGUUUUAAUAAAAUAUAACAAAAAAAAAAAAAAUA
Molecule: messenger RNA, 4130 nt
Organism: Lucilia sericata (common green bottle fly)
Lineage: Eukaryota; Metazoa; Arthropoda; Insecta; Diptera; Calliphoridae
Gene: unc-13-4A
Product: BAI1-associated protein 3
Exons: 8
Coding region: 64-3435 (1123 amino acids)
Source: RefSeq, a predicted model, not a curated record